Messenger RNA from Pseudoliparis swirei, 855 nucleotides. RefSeq names its product signal sequence receptor, gamma (gene ssr3). The coding region runs from base 74 to 631 and encodes 185 amino acids. The transcript has 5 exons. Gene Ontology annotation, biological process: SRP-dependent cotranslational protein targeting to membrane. Gene Ontology annotation, cellular component: membrane; endoplasmic reticulum. The record is from RefSeq and is a predicted model, not a curated record. Lineage: Eukaryota; Metazoa; Chordata; Actinopteri; Perciformes; Liparidae.
UCCUUCUCCGACGUGUCAGUCUCCUUGUGUCCCGAGCUGAGCAGCAGACAGACAGACUGGUCAAUCCGCAGACAUGGCGCCCAAAGGCAGCAGCAAGCAGCAGUCGGAGGAAGAUCUCCUCCUCCAGGACUUCAGCAGAAACCUUUCCGCGAAGUCCACCGCUCUCUUCUACGGAAAUGCACUCAUCGUGUCUGCCAUCCCCAUCUGGCUGUUUUGGCGGAUUUGGCAUAUGGACCUUGUCCAGUCCGCAGUUCUGUACGCCGUGAUGACCCUGGUCAGCACCUACCUGGUGGCCUUCGCCUACAAGAACGUCAAGUUUGUUCUCAAACACAAAGUUGCCCAGAAACGUGAGGAUGCCGUUUCCAAGGAGGUAACCAGGAAGCUGUCCGAGGCAGACAACCGCAAGAUGUCCCGCAAGGAGAAAGACGAGAGGAUCCUGUGGAAGAAGAAUGAGGUCGCCGACUACGAGGCCACCACCUUCUCCAUCUUCUACAACAACACUCUGUUCCUGGUGCUCGUCAUCGUCGCCUCCUUCUUCUUGCUCAGGAACUUCAACCCUUCUGUCAACUACAUCCUGUCCAUCAGUGCCUCCUCAGGACUCAUCGCUCUGCUGUCCACAGGCUCCAAGUAGACGAGGAAGAAAAAGGGAAAUAAAAGCUGGAGGGAUGGGUUUAGUUAGGAGGGGAACAUGUGGGUUAAAGAUGGGUAUACACUUUGUUUUUCACUUAAGUUAGGAUCCGGGUUUAAAGGACCGAAAUAACACAUUUCAACUUCAUGAAAUUCAUGAUCAAAUGUCUGAGGUGUGUUUCUUCAGGUCUUCUUUUUGUAACAAAUAAAGCAACCAGGUCUACUUUU